Messenger RNA from Fopius arisanus, 3215 nucleotides. RefSeq names its product GTP-binding protein 2. The record is from RefSeq and is a predicted model, not a curated record. The coding region runs from base 1033 to 2802 and encodes 589 amino acids. NCBI's taxonomy places the organism in Eukaryota, Metazoa, Arthropoda, Insecta, Hymenoptera, Braconidae. Gene Ontology annotation, biological process: translational elongation. Gene Ontology annotation, molecular function: GTPase activity; translation elongation factor activity; GTP binding. The transcript has 4 exons.
AAUCAUUACGUAGCCAAUUUUUUUAAUUUAAAUGAUCGUGUACAUACAGACUGUACAUAACAUUGAGUUGUAAUCUUAAGGGUUUUUGAUAUUUCUUCCUGGGAAGAUAUCAUUGUGAUUGUUCUCUAUACAUCGGAAAAAAUAUUCUCUCUACCUUAGAAACUUUAUCUCAAUUCGAGAAUUUUUUUUUUUUUUAAACAGUUCUUUUUGGUGUUGAAAAAAAAUUCUGACGGUAGCAAAAAAAUUUAGAGAUUCAAAAGAAAUUGUCGCCUUGGUUAUAGGCAAUUUAUUCCUUAAUCCAGAAACAUUUUUUCUAAUGUUGAGCAUUUUUUUUCGGUGUGCGAUUUAAAAAAUCGUCUGAUUUAUAUAUUCGUGGGUUUUCGGUUGCCAGGAGAGUGAUGCAAUGGUGCGGUGUUAUGCUCUGUUCUAUUUUUUUCGUGCAACGAGAACGAGGAAUUUUGCUUCGUAAUAUUCAUAGACGAGAGUGGGGCAAAACGACUACUCGACUUUUCGAAAGGACCCGAGAAAAGUUCGAAUGUUCAUUUUACUCCCUCGGCUAUCGCUCUUUACUUCUAAUGGGAUAGUUCAAAUUAUACAGCUAAUGUAAUUUAAGUAAAAUUUUUCUUAUCGAAUGAACUGUAACGUCGACUUUUCACAACUUAAAAAAAAUUAAACUAAAAAAAAUUGAAUAAAAACUGAUGAAAGGUGAGCAUGGCAUUAGAAUUUAAAAAAUUAUUAAGAGAUUAUUAACAAAAACGGAAUUAUAUCGGAAUUGGGAGUGCGAGCGGGAUUAUUGCCCCAGGUGUAAUAGAAGGAGAAAGUGAAAUGAGAUUAUCAAUUUUAAAACUGGGGACUAUCGUUUCUCGACUUUCGUGUGAGACUGGCGUAUGCCAGUUGCCAGAUUGCAGUGACUUGCCAAAGGGGAUUUGAAGGACGAAUAAACAUGGCCGCCCACUAUUUUCUGGCAGUACUGGGUAUUUGAAUUUGCUCGAUUUAAACUCUAGGAUAGGAGGACCUCAAACCACAGAUGAGAUGGAGUCGUUCCUGGCGCUGUUUGACACUGGGGAACCGAAGAGCAAGAGGAGAGAGUCCUGGGGGAAGGGAAAUGAAUGCGAUCGGGGAAAUGAUGAGGAUAAUGAGGAGAGUCUACCCCCUGAGCCCGAACAGGGAAAUGUCGAGUACAAGUUGAAGCUGGUGAAUCCAUCAUCACAGAGGUUUGAGCACCUGGUGACGCAGAUGAAGUGGAGGCUCAGGGAGGGACAUGGAGAGGCUAUUUAUCAAAUUGGUGUGGAGGACAAUGGAAGGCUAGCAGGUCUGUCUCGAGACGAGAUGAAAGCAUCACUCAAGACUCUUCGAGACAUGGCCUCGCGCCUGGGUGCGACGACUCGAGUCCUUCGAGAGCGAGUGACAAAAGCAAAAUCCAAGAAAAAACUCCCUGACGACAACCCCACAGAGAGACGAGUGGCAGAGGUAAUGGUGACAAAACUACGUAAAGGUGAUAGAGACGAUCAGGACAGUGUUAUAGACCUGCGAUUAGCAGUGGUGGGAUCCCAAGAUGCAGGGAAAUCGACUCUUCUGGGUGUGUUGACCCAGGGGGAGCUGGACAAUGGCCGGGGGAGGGCGAGACUCAACAUGCUACGACACCUGCACGAGAUCAGAACAGGAAGAACAUCCUCGAUAUCCCACGAGAUAAUUGGAUUUGAUCCUGUGGGUCACGUCCUCAACUACGCAGAGAUGACGACAGCAGAGGAGAUCUGCGAGCACGCAUCCAAGGUCGUGACAUUUAUCGAUUUAGCUGGACACAGGAAAUACCUGAGGACAACACUCCUGGGACUGAUGGGCUACUCACCUCACCACGUAAUGCUGGUAGUGGCACCUCCCCUGAACGAAGCUGCCCAAGAGCACAUGGCCCUGUGUCUAGCCCUGCACCUUCCCUUCUUCAUUGUCGUCACGAAAACAGAUCUGGGCCUGUGCGACUAUCGACAGACUCUCAUGCAGCUAGAGAGCGCUGUGAGGGCCCAGGGUUGUGGCAAAGAUCUCGUCCUCUGCAGCAACAACAACGAUCUCCUUCAGCACUACGAAUCCAAUAUUAUUCCUGUGUUCACUGUUAGUUCGGUGACAGGUGCUGGCCUUGAAGAGCUCACCAACUUCAUUAAGGAUCUCUCACCCUCGGAGUCUUCGACGUGUGAUACAGAGCCUGGCACCUGUCUCUUUCAGAUUGAUGAGACUUUCAGGGUCGCUGGUCUCAGUGAACCUGUGCUUGGGGGCCUCCUCGUCAAGGGUGCCAUUGCACCAGGAGCUAGACUACUUGUGGGACCUCUCCCCGAUGGUGAGUUCAGUCCUGUGAAGGUCGUCAGUCUGCACAGGAAUAAAGCCCCCUGCUGUGUUGUCAGAGCAUCACAGAGUGCUAGUCUCACUCUUGCACCCAGCAAUAAUCGAGGGGGACUGCCCCAUUUCAGGCCUGGAAUGGUGCUCGUUAGUGGCGGAGAUCAUCCACACGCCACGGUUUUUUUUCAGGCAACUGUUCUGGUUGUUUACCACGCUACAGCGAUAUACCCCGGCUUCCAAGCGACUGUCCACGUGGGGAAUGUCAGGCAAACGUGCGUGAUGGAGGGAAUAAUGGAUAUCAAGGAAGAGGGCCUGCAGACCAACGACACAGCGUCAGUUCUCUUCAGGUUCGUCAGUCACCCAGAGUAUCUCCACGUGGGGAUGAGACUCCUCUUCAGGGAGGGUAGGGCCAAGGGUAUCGGCAAAAUCACUCAGGUGUUUCCACUGAUAGGCUCCGAGAGUAGCCCGAAAUAAUGAAAAAGUAUUUCGUUCUGUUAAAAUUCAAGUGAUUUUCUCUCAGUCUUGACAAGUAACUUAAAAGUAAUUCAAUUUUUAAUUUCUGGAGCUUUGGAAUAUGAAGUAUUGAAGUGUUUAACUGCUCUAGGGUAGAACUACCCUUAAAGAUUUACCAGUUAUCAUGUGAUAUAAGAAAUGAUGUUCAAUAGCUGAUGGAGGUUAAUGUAUAUAAUACAGAUUGUACUUAUAGUGUAAUUGCGUAUGAUAUCCAUGUGGUGGAUUAUUACCACAAGACUUGGGAUGUUUUCUGCUUGUGAAACAAGAAUAUCGUUGAUAUUUUUGUAUAAAUAUUACUCGGCUCAACAGAAUGCUUUAGCUACGAAACUAAUUUAUGUACCAAAAAGUGGAAUAAAUCUUCAGUUUCCAGUUAA